UCUGGGAGGCGGGACGAGGCGGAGGCGGUGGCGGUGGCCGCUGCAGUCUUCCCUGGCAGAACUCAGGACUCCUUCCCUCGGUCCGGUCGGCGAGUCCCCGCUUGUGGCAGGCCCCAGCCCCAGCAAACCAUUCACAAUUUUGGAAUUUAAAGAAUGUCAUCAUGGCAAAAUUUCGAAGAAAGACUUGCAUCAUUUUGUCACUUUUUAUUCUAUUUAUUUUCUCUCUGAUGAUGGGCUUAAAGUUGCUGAGGCCAAAUACAGCAUCCUUUGGAACUCCUUUUGGGCUUGACCUUCUUCCAGAACUUCAUCUACCAAACGCCCCCUUGGGAAACAAAGCUGACUUCCAAAAGAGUGAUAGAAUCAACAUGGAAAGAAAUACGAAGAACUCAAAAGCUGCUGACGUGCCUGUGAGGCCACCCAAAGCCUCGGAGGCGACCCUGGAAGAACUGCCUCCUCUGAAUUAUUUUUUACACGUAUUUUAUUACAGUUGGUAUGGAAAUCCACAAUUUGAUGGCAAAUACAUACACUGGAAUCAUCCCGUCCUGGAGCACUGGGACCCUAGAAUAGCUAAGAACUAUCCACAAGGGAGACAUACUCCACCAGAUGACAUUGGCUCCAACUUUUAUCCUGAGUUAGGAAGUUACAGCUCUCGGGACCCUUCUGUCAUAGAAACUCACAUGAGACAAAUGAGCUCAGCCUCGAUUGGAGUCCUGGCCCUUUCUUGGUACCCACCUGAUUCGAGUGAUGAUAAUGGAGAAGCUACUGAUCACUUGGUACCAACGAUUAUGGAUAAAGCUCAUAAAUAUAAUCUGAAGGUCACCUUUCAUAUAGAGCCGUAUAGCAAUCGAGAUGAUCAAAACAUGCAUAAAAAUGUCAAGUAUAUUAUAGACACAUACGGAAACCAUCCAGCCUUUUAUAGGUACAAGACAAGUACGGGGCAAUCUCUGCCUAUGUUUUAUGUCUAUGAUUCCUAUAUAACAAAACCUAAAAUGUGGGCCAAUCUGUUAACACCUUCAGGAUCUCAGAGUGUCCGCGGUACUCCUUAUGAUGGAUUGUUUAUUGCACUUCUCGUAGAAGAAAAGCAUAAAUAUGAUAUUCUUCAAAGUGGUUUUGAUGGAAUUUACACAUAUUUUGCCACCAAUGGUUUCACGUAUGGCUCAUCACAUCAGAACUGGGCAAACCUGAAGUCAUUUUGUGAUGAGAACAACUUGAUGUUUAUCCCAAGUGUAGGCCCAGGAUACAUUGAUACAAACAUUCGUCCAUGGAACUCUCAGAACACUAGGAACCGCAUCAAUGGGAAGUAUUAUGAAGUCGGUCUAAGCACUGCACUCCAGACCCACCCCAGUUUAAUCUCCAUCACCUCUUUCAAUGAGUGGCAUGAAGGAACUCAGAUUGAAAAUGCUGUCCCCAAGAGAACCACUAACACAGUAUACCUGGAUUACCGACCUCAUAAGCCAAGUUAUUAUCUAGAACUAACCCGAAAAUGGUCAGAAAAAUACAGUAAGGAAAGAAUGGCAUACGCAUUAGAUCAACAGCUGCCUGCUUCGUAAUGUAUAUUAUAGUUUAUUUAUCAAAUUGCCUAACUUCAGUAAACAUCCUAUGUUUUGAUUAUGAAGAGAAAACUGUCAAACUCAAUGUGCAUUUGGCUACUGUUCCCUCUGCCAGUUACUUCAUUUUUAUUUUUAAAAGAAGAUAUCACUUGUUCUAUACAGAACCAUACAAAGAAAACAUCUCAUGAGAGAUGUCAUGCGGUAGCAUUCUUUAUGGCGUAUUUUUCUGAAGUUUGAAUGGGAUGGCCAUUUAGGUUUCUGUUUCACAGUAGAGAAAGUGCUUGCAUUUAUAAACUAGCUAACAUGCAGGUAAGCUGUACUUGUAUUCUGAAUCCAAAGACAGGAGCAUGUACGUGUUAGGUACAUCUGACCACAGAAAUAGAGAACAAAAGGACAGUAGAUGGAUAUGCAUCAUUUCUGAACUCUUUGCUGGCUCUCAGUUUUGUUCGUAUUCAGUUUUUGGCUGGCUUCCCCUAGUGAUCAAAUGCACUUGUCAAAUUUCUUGUGAGCAAAAACUUGUUUAAAUUACAGGCUAUUUUAUUUUAUUUUCUAAUCUGACUGUUAGCCAUAUUCUUUUUUAAAUUGUUUUUAUUGAGCUAUAUAUUUUUCUUCACUUUCUUCCUCCCCUCUCCUAUCCUCUCUCAUGAU
This is a messenger RNA of Microtus oregoni (creeping vole), 2198 nucleotides long. RefSeq names its product mannosidase endo-alpha (gene Manea). The record is from RefSeq and is a predicted model, not a curated record. Bases 162 to 1550 code for a protein of 462 amino acids. NCBI's taxonomy places the organism in Eukaryota, Metazoa, Chordata, Mammalia, Rodentia, Cricetidae. The transcript has 5 exons. Gene Ontology annotation, cellular component: Golgi apparatus. Gene Ontology annotation, molecular function: alpha-mannosidase activity.